GUAUUCUCUCGCGAUGUUUUACAACUGCUCCAAACACCCCAGUUGCCAAAUAAGCUAAAGCUAGUCUAAUUAGCUGAUAUGCUGCUAAGUUUACACAAAGUCUCAAUGAAGGCGCUUCUUGAGUGAUUGGGACAUGGAGUUGAGAAGCAUCAAGGAUCAGUCUCCAUUGAUCCAGGCCAUAUUCAGCCGAAAUGUCGAAGAUGUUGUAUUUUUAUUGGAGCACAACGAAAGUGUCAACGCUCAGGACCAAGAACAAAGCACCCCGCUUCAUGCUGCUGCUUAUAUGGGUGACGUUCAUGUCAUGGAACUGCUUAUAAAUGCAGGGGCAAAUGUAAACGCUAAGGACCAGGGCUUGCUCACUCCUUUACAUCGAGCCGCAGCCUCAAGAAAUGAAAGGGCUGUAGAACUGCUGCUAAAACACAAAGCAGAAAUCAAUGCAAGGGACAAAUUCUGGCAUACUCCCCUACACAUGGCAGCUGCAAACUGGGCCACCGGUUGUGCUGCAGCCCUCAUACCCCAUGUUUGCAGCCUGGAUGUUGCAGACAAAUUGGGAAGAACGCCUCUACAUCACGCAGCACACAGCGGCCACUCUGAGAUGGUAAACUUGUUCUUGCGUAAAGGAGCCAGUGCAAAUGCCAAAGAUAAGGAGGAGAGACAGCCGGUACACUGGGCAGCACAUCUUGGACAUUUGGACGUUUUGAAGCUGCUGUUGUCCCACAUUGUAGAUGUCAUGUGCAAAGAGAAACACGGUUACACUCCGCUCCAUGUUGCAGCUGCCAGCGGACACGUGGAGGCGGUCAGGUGUCUGCUAAGACUUCAGGUGGAGCCCGACGAGCCGAAUAAUUUUGGGAACACGGCACUCCACAUGGCCUGUCAUGCCGGCCAGGACUCUGUAGCCACUGAACUGGUGAACAGCGGCGCCAACAUAAACCAGCCCAACCAUCAAGGCAACACUCCGCUGCAUCUGGCCACCAUCUCUUCCAGCGGUGUGCUGUGUCUCGAGCUCCUAGUCAACAAUGGUGCUGAUGUCAACAUCCAGAAUAAGGAAGGAAAAAGCCCUUUACACAUGGCUGCAAUGCACGGACGCUUCACAAGCUCCCAGAUCCUGAUCCAGAAUGGUAGCGAGAUUGAUUGCUUGGAUGUAAACGGAAACACUCCUCUUCACGUUGCUGCAAGAUACGGUCAGGAGUUGCUGACCAGUACUCUGCUGACCAACGGUGCUGCCAGAGGCAGACAGGGGAUUCACAGGAUGCUUCCACUUCAUUUUGCGGCAUUGUUUGGCUUCCCAGAUUGUUGCCGCAAGUUACUGUCUAAUGGGCAGUUUUACAAUGUGAUUCAAGAUGGCCAGAUCCCAAACCUAGAGUUUGAUAUAAACACCCCAGAUGAUUAUGGGAGGACCUGCCUACAUGCAGCUGCCUCUGGAGGAAAUGUUAAGUGUCUAAAUCUGCUAAUAAAUAGUGGAGCUGAACUGGAUAUAAAGGACAACUUGGGGAGAUCUCCUUUGCACUACGCUGCAGCCAAUGGGAACAGCCAAUGUACAAUUUCUCUAGUGAGAGCAGGAGCUGAGGUCAACGAGGCGGACCUAACGGGCUGCAGCCCUUUGCACUAUGCUGCUGCUUCACACACUUUCUGUGGGGGGGGAUUACAAUACGAGACAGACCUCGGUGAGGAAAAAAGACAAGAAGCCUCCCUGUGUUUAGACUUUUUGCUCGACAGCGGGGCCAAUCCAACUCUGAAGAACAGCAGGGGUUACAGUGCUGUUCACUAUGCAGCAGCUUAUGGGAACAAACAGCAUCUAGAACUGCUCUUGGAGAUUUCUUUUAAUUGUCUUGAAGAGGUUGAGAGUAAUAUUCCAAUCAGUCCUCUGCACCUAGCCGCAUAUUAUGGGCACUGCGACGCCUUGUAUUUGCUUUGUGAGACAUUAGUCAGUCUGGAUGUGCGGGACAUUGAAGGCCAAACUGCGCUCCACCUUGCUGCGAAGAGAGGCUUUUCCAAAUGUGUGGAGGUCCUGUUGGAGCACCAAGCUUCCUACACAUUGAAGGAGUACAAGCAGAAGCGGACUGUUCUGCAUGCUGCAGCUGCUGAAGGCCAAGUGGACUGUCUGCUUUUACUGGUCAACAGGGAACAAAGUGCUAGUAUCAUCGACUGUCAAGACACACAGGGACAGACAGCUCUCACCCUGGCAGCUUUGGGACGUCACACCGACUGUGUCCACAUACUGUUGGAGAAAAAUGCAAAUCCAGAUGCUGCAGAUAAACAAGGCUUUACUGCCCUGCACAGAGCCGCAAUGUUGGGCAGUGAUGACUCUGUUCUGGCUCUGCUGGAUCAUGGGGCUUCUGCCCUGUGCAGAGACUCUCAGGGAAAGACACCGCUCCACCUUGCUGCAUCCUGUGGUCACACAAAGCUGCUCCACAUUCUGCUGAAAGCUGCAAAAAAAGCUGAUCCUCUGGACACCAUGUUGGACUUCAGGGGCUACACACCCACACACUGGGCUGCAUACCAUGGUCAUGAAGGAUGUUUACACGUUUUACUGGAGAACAAACUUUAUAACCAGGAAGGAAAUCCCUUCACUCCAUUGCACUGUGCUUUAAUCGGUGGACAUGAUGCUGCUGCUGGGCUUUUAGUGAAGACUGUCGGUCCUCAUAUUGUCCACACUGAUGACAAAGGACGGACGCCACUGCAUGCAGCUGCUUAUUCAGGGAGCGUUGCUGGGCUCCAGCUGGUCCUGGCUCAUGGAGUUCAGGUCAAUGCUGUAGAUCACUUUGGAUUCUCUGCUGUAAUGGUUGCAGCACACUGUGGACAGACCAUGGCUGUUGAGUUCUUGCUGCAAAAGGCGAAGCCAGACCUGACCCUGGUGGACGUCAAUAAUAACACAGCACUUCACUUAGCCUGCAGCAAGGGUCAUGAGAUGUGUGCUCUGUUGAUCCUCGGGGACAUCACUGAAUCCUCCCUCAUCAAUGCAAGAAACAACUCCCUCCAGAUGCCCCUUCACAUUGCAGCGAGAAAAGGCCUGGCCACUGUUGUGCAGGUGUUGCUGAGCAGAGGAGCAGCAGUUAUGGCUGUAGAUGAAGAUGGCCACACCCCAGCUCUGGCCUGCGCCCCAAACAAAAACGUAGCAGACUGCCUGGCCUUGAUCCUCUCCACCAUGAGGCCGUUUCCUCCCAGAGAGGCAGACACAGCCUCCCAUUUCGGCCCCGUCCUGAAGAACUGUAGCAUUGCUGCCACCUGCGGGUCCAAUGGAAACUUGUGUCAUGCUUAAAGACCGCCGGGCGAGCACCAAUGAAGGGAGUUUAUCAGCUCCGAGCUGCAAGUUAUGAACACGUGCCAAGCUGCUGCUCAUCAUGUAUAUCGUCCUGCACAAGUAGAGAUUUUUACGUCUCUUUACUCUCAGUCUUAUAUGUUCCUGUAGAGCUUUUAGAUUAAGUUUUGCAAAUCAUGAAUUACUAUGAAGAAUUUAAUGGGAGUGUUGAUGUGAGCGCAUUAAACAAGCUAAACUUAAACUCUGAAAAGUCAGUGUUAGCUUUUAGGUGCUCUUUAUAGCUCAGUGUGGGCAUUUUUCGAUCUGAGCCCUAUUUUAUCUGAUUUAAAUUUAUGAUAUUAAUGGGCACAAUUUCCAGUAUGUCGAAUAUUACUUGAUGAGCAUGAAGUGCCACAAAUUUUACUGAGAUCUUUUGAUUAUUUUAAAGGUUUCUGCACAGCCUGAAAAAUAUAGAUUUUUAUUUCAGUGUUUUUCAGGUCUGGAUAAGUGUGGAAGAAGAUAUUAUGGAAAAAUCUUCGUAUUUCCAGACUUGUCCCAUUAUCCCUCCUUUUGCCCUUCCUUUGUGUGCUUCCUAAUUGUGUCCUUUCUUUCUCCCUUCGUUUUGUCUCCUCUUUCCCACUUCCAUCCAUGUGCUCUUAUGCAUACUGUGGAGAUUCCUCCUUCUGUCCUUUCAUCCUUGUGUCCUACCCCUAGUUAGUUUAUUUUUCCUUUCUUGUGUUCAGUCUCCAUGUUUUCUUCCUUUUUCCUUCUCAGUGUCCUGCCUUCCUUCCAUGUGAACUUCUUUCCUUUCUUGUGUCCUUCAUGACUUCCUUUCUCGUGUUGUUUUUUUUGCUUUCUUAUGGUCACCUCCCCUUCUUUGCUAAUUUAAACCCUGACCACUUUAUAGAAAUCUGCCAUAAAUUCAUGCUAAACCUUACUAUUUUCUAUUUGAAAACAACUAUAAAAAACUGGGAACUCAGGAACGUUGCGUUUGGAAAGGUUUGGAGGUCUCAAAUGAAAAAUGAGUAGGAAUCCAGUAUUUUAGUGUUUGUCCUCUAUGACUAAGUCCCAUAGCCGAAUGGGUUAACUAGUUGUCAAGUUGUCAGACUUAACUUUUAUACACACCACUGUAUAUUUGAGAAUAUUGUUUUAUAAUGAUAUACGGAUUGUCAUUCUGGUAUAUAAAAUUUUGUGUCCUUCAACAAACUAAACCCUAAAUAUCAGGGAGUAUUUGGGGAAUUUUCCCAAUUUCAUGUUUUUCAUGCAAUAACAAGUGGCUGUUUGUUGUGCGAGUUUGAUCUACAAAUGCCUUGGAUUUGGUAUUUUAGAAACAUUUAAUAGAUGCUGUAAACUUUUAUGCAAUUAAUAAGACUAUUUUCUGAUUGUACAUUGGGAGUAACACUAAUAUAAUUAUUAUUACUAUAAAUGAUCAUUUAUAACAUUUCAUUUUUAAAAGAUUUUCAUCAAAUUGUUUACAGGAUGUGUAUUUAUAAAUACAUGUACUAUAUAGAAGAUUCAUUUAUAAAGAAAUAACCUCAGGUGAUUGCGUUCUGCACUGAAGGUGCAAUAACCAACAGAUGUAUCUGGAUGUUUCACAUUUAAAUAUUGCAACUUAAUAGAGAAGUAACAAAUUUCGGAUAAAUUAAUUUCAGUUAAAUGGUAAACUUUUAAUUAAAGUUUAAAAAAAUUGGAGUAUCUUAUUUUCUUGGCCAGUUUAAGACUAAAGGACAGUCAAACUAAACUAUUUUCAACAAAUGUUGACACCAAAAUGAAGACAUUUAAUUAGAUUUCUUUGCGACUUAUUGUUUGCCUGAUUCGUUGUAUUUUAAGCCUGAUUAAGCCGUUGUUUCCACAAUAAGUUAUUUUGUCUUUUUGAAAUGAAGACAGUCUUUCUAUUUGAGAUACUAAAGACAAACUGUUUAUCUUGGUUUUUUAUCUCAGUCUCAUUUUCCUUUUGAAUUUAGGCCCUUCCCCAGCUGUUUAUUCUCCUUUUUAGUUCUGAACACAUCUACAAUAAAUCAAGCAACCAUUGCUCUAUUUAAAGUGUUGUUGCUCAGUAAUACCUCCUUGUAUCUAUGGCUUUAAACCAUUUGCACAACUGUACAGCUUGCUUUAAGUAUCUACAAUCUGAAAAUAAAGGUAUUAUUUCAUGUUUGAAGUUAAAAACAAAUACUUGCAAAUAUUUUGAUUGAUGUUUGUCUGCAAGAGCUGCUCUGUGGUUAUGUGUUGCAUCUUACUGAGGUUUUUAAGACGAAAUAACUUCAAUACAGAAUUUUCUUUUACAUCUGGUUGCAAUUAUAUGACAGAGUAAAACAAACCAAUUUCA
Girardinichthys multiradiatus is the source of this 5564-nucleotide messenger RNA. RefSeq names its product serine/threonine-protein phosphatase 6 regulatory ankyrin repeat subunit C-like. Gene Ontology annotation, molecular function: protein binding. The record is from RefSeq and is a predicted model, not a curated record. The coding region runs from base 134 to 3259 and encodes 1041 amino acids. The transcript is spliced from 28 exons. Lineage: Eukaryota; Metazoa; Chordata; Actinopteri; Cyprinodontiformes; Goodeidae.